Molecule: messenger RNA, 1438 nt
Organism: Acanthaster planci (crown-of-thorns starfish)
Lineage: Eukaryota; Metazoa; Echinodermata; Asteroidea; Valvatida; Acanthasteridae
Product: coiled-coil domain-containing protein 191-like
Source: RefSeq, a predicted model, not a curated record
CAGCCGUCAUAAAUUCCUUGUCAACAAAAAUGGCGAGGGAAGCCGUCACCCUGCCAGCACCGCGACCGUUGAAAGAAUAUUGUGGAAUUACCGCUUCUGUCACACAGAAAUGCUUCUGUUUUUGAGAUGAACUUAGUAUGUAGAUGUGAAAAGGCGGUAAAUGUUAACUUGUUUUAACGAUGGCAAGCAGAAAUGCCGACUUAUAUCGUUGGAAAAGGUGGUCCACAAAAGACACGCCGGGUGGCAGCACGAAUUCGAAUGCAAAAAAGAAGACGCAAGCCCCAGCAGCUGAUGACAUUCAAGAAUGGAUCAAGAAAGUGGAGAAAGCAUCAGACAGAGCAGCUGCAAUGACCUUUGGCCCCAGCAACAGUUCCCAUGGCGAUAGCCAUUUUGCACCCAAUAGGUACGGCACAGCGGCUGCAACCCUUGAGGCCCUGCACGAUCACGAUGAAGCAUAUUCAGAAGCGCAAGACCUACUCAGUCAGUGGAUGGCACAGAAAUGCGGCCUGGACGGUGAGGAUGACGAUCUGAAGUAUUUUGUAGACGACGAGGACGUGAGCGACUACACGGCCUCCAAGCAGGCCGCCAAGUCGGACCUGAAGGACCAGUGGAACAACCUCCUGGCAGAGAACGAUCCCGUAGCCGCGGACCCGUACAACAAGAUGUCGUCAGAAGAACUCUUUCACCAGAUAGAGACCCGGGACGAUGACCAGUACGUCCAGAGCAUCCUUGGUGAACUGAUGAAGAAAGAUGUCGUGGAGAGCAGCUUCAAGAGAGAUCUUGGCAUAGGAGCAGAGAGCAAGAAGAAGCAUGACCCUAGGACCACAAUGGCUGCAAGACAGCAGAAGGUGAAGGAGAACAGAGAGAAGAGGCAGCAGGUGAGAGAGGCGCAGCUGCGGCAGCAGCAGCAGCACAAGGCGGCGCAGUCCCAGGCCCGCCAGAUGGUGAUGAAGGAGGAGCGCAGCAAGGCGCUGCAGAGGCAGCGGGAGGAGGCGCUGUUGCAGCAGGAGAUGGCCCGGCUGAGGAAGGAGAUGCAGGACCAGCGAAGGCUGGAGGAGGACGCCAGGCAGAGGAAGAAAGACGAAGAAGCCAGUAAAAUGAAGGAGCUGAGGCAAGAGGAGGCAAGGAGACGGCAGGAGGAACUGCAAACGCGACUUAACGCAGAGUCCCUGAUUGAGGAGGAGAAGAGAAAAAUGGAACAGAAGCUUGAGAAUGCAAGGGCAAUGAAGGCAGCCCAGGACCUGAAGAGCUUGCAGCAGCAUUUCCACGCCUGGUACGAGCUUGUCUUGACCAAGCAACUAGCCCUGGGCAAGGCUCGGGCGUUGUCCGACUGGCGGACUCUCCUCAGGGCUUGGAACGCCUGGCGAGCCUACGCCAGAGCCAGCCGAGCUGAGCGGGAAACCAGGGAGAUCGAGGAAAGCUUCAAGGAUCUCCAUAG